CGACAGAGGGCACACACAGGUCUGUGAGCGACGUAAAUCCCCCGAAGAAGAGAUGACCGGGUGUAAACAUGGCGUCUGCCUUGGACGAUGAUGAUAUCGGGAGUGAUGACUAUUAUUCCUUGCUUAAUGUCCGAAGAGAGGCUACACAAGACGAGCUGAAGGCAGCAUACAGGCGAUUAUGCAUGCUGUAUCACCCAGACAAACACAGAGAUCCUGAACUAAAGCGACAGGCAGAACAGCUCUUUAAUCUCGUACACGAAGCUUAUGAAGUUCUUAGUGACCCACAAGCUCGAGCAAUCUAUGACAUCUAUGGCAAACGGGGACUCGAUGUUGAUGGAUGGGAGGUGGUGGAGAGGAAAAGAACCCCUGCAGAGAUUCGAGAAGAGUAUGAGCGUCUUCAGAGAGAGCGAGAGGAGAGACGGCUUCAGCAAAGGACCAACCCAAAGGGGACGAUCAGUGUGGGCAUUGAUGCCACAGACCUCUUUGAUCGGUAUGAAGAGGACUAUGAAGACAUGGUUGGAGGCGGAGUGCCACAUGUGGAAAUCAACAAGAUGCACAUAUCACAAUCCAUAGAGGCUCCUCUUACUACAAAAGACACAGCCAUUUUGUCUGGCUCCUUGUCAACCCACAAUGGAAAUGGAGGUGGCACCAUUAACUUGGCCUUGAGAAGAGUCACUUCAGCGAAGGGGUGGGGUGAGAUAGAGUUGGGAGCUGGAGACACUCAUGGACCUCUCUUUGGAAUGAAGAUAUUCCGCAAUUUGACGCCUCGAUUCUUUGUAACUGCCCAGUGUGGCCUUCAGUUUUCAUCCCGAGGCGUGCGUCCUGGGGUCACCACAGUGCUGGCCCGUCACCUAGACAAGAACACUAUGGGCUAUCUGCAGUGGCGUUGGGGGAUCCAGUCCUCUAUGAACACCAGCAUAGUGAGAGACACGAAGAGCAGCCACUUCACCUUCGCAGUGCAGCUGGGUAUUCCUCACACUUUUAUGAUGAUGAGCUAUCAGUACAAGUUCCAGGAUGAAGACCAGACAAAGAUUAAGGGCUCAGUAAAAUCAGGUUUCUUUGGGACUGUGUUAGAGUACGGUGCUGAGAGGAAGAUCAGUCGACACAGCGUCCUGGGGGCCACCGUCAGCGUGGGAGUGCCCCAAGGUGUCUCCCUGAAGAUCAAACUAAACAGAGCCAGCCAGACGUAUUUCUUCCCUAUUCACCUGACUGACCAACUCCUGCCUAGUGCUGUAUUUUACGCCACAGUUGGACCACUGGUUUUCUACCUCGCCAUCCAGCAGCUUAUUAUUCGGCCCUACUUGCGGGCCCAGAAGGAACAAGACUUGGAGAAGCAGAGGGAGAGCUCGGCCUCCGAUAUAGCCCGAAAGAAACAGGAGGCAGAGUCUGCUGUUUUGCUCAUGCAAGAGUCUGUGCGGCGGAUUAUUGAAGCCGAGGAGUCUAGAAUGGGUCUCAUCAUCCUCAACGCCUGGUAUGGCAAGUUUGUCACAGACAACAGCAGAAGACACGAGAGAGCGAAGGUCAUUGAUGUGACUGUGCCACUGCAGUGUCUGGUGAAAGACUCAAAACUCAUCCUCACCGAGGCCACAAAGUCAGGACUCCCUGGUUUCUACGACCCCUGCGUGGGGGAGGAGAAGAGCCUGAAGGUGCUGUAUCAGUUCCGCGGCGUCAUGCAUCAAGUCCUGUCAGGAGACACUGAACCACUCAGGAUACCAAAGCAAUCUCACAGGAUUGACGCAGACACAUAGGAGCUCCUCCUCCGCUGACCAAAAAGACUCGUCUCUCGUCUGUUCUGACAGAAGAUGGACAAACCUCUGUUUUAGAUACGACAUGGAUCUAAAUCUGUGUUACUCAGAAAUUGUGCAUUUACUUCCUUGUCUUUAUAUUAAUUUAAAAAUGCAGAGUGGAGUAAGAACAUCACAGACUGGAUUAAUCAAAGCCAGUAUCCAUGGACGGGGGUUGUGGUCUGCUUGAAAUUCUAAUGUGACACCAAAAUCAGUGGCUACCAUGUUACUUCCCAGGUCUUCUAGCCUGCUUGGUAUCCAUUUAUUUUUGGUAUGGCUUGUAAAUUAUGACAGAGUUCUAUGUACUGUAUUGAACAAAAACUGCAGUGCCUAUGUGAUUGAAGACAAGAUUGCACCUCUGUUUGUUUGCCAUAUUAUUAAAAACUGUCUCUCUCA
Molecule: messenger RNA, 2180 nt
Organism: Amphiprion ocellaris (clown anemonefish)
Lineage: Eukaryota; Metazoa; Chordata; Actinopteri; Pomacentridae
Gene: dnajc11a
Product: DnaJ (Hsp40) homolog, subfamily C, member 11a
Exons: 16
Coding region: 69-1748 (559 amino acids)
Biological process (GO): cristae formation
Source: RefSeq, a predicted model, not a curated record